AUGUCUUUAUGUGGUGUAGUGGGUGGUGCUGUGCAGUCCUUAAGCCGAAGGUCAUGCAAAGCUAAACCAGGUGGACAAGUGAAGUGCCAGUAUAUAUCUGCUGUGGAUAAAGUUAUAUUUGUGGAUGAUUAUGCAGUAGGGUGUAGGAAGGACCUUAAUGGAAUCUUGCUGUUAGACACUGCUCUGCAAACUCCAGUUUCAAAGCAGGAUGAUGAGGUUCAGCUUGAAUUACCUGUUACAGAGGCACAGCAGCUUUUGUCAGCAUGUUUAGAGAAGGUAGAUAUUUCUAGUACAGAGGGUUAUGAUUUGUUCAUCACACAGCUCAAAGAUGGUCUAAAAAAUACAUCUCACGAGACUGCUGCGAACCACAAAGUUGCAAAGUGGGCCACAGUUACAUUUCAUCUUCCUCAUCAUGUGUUGAAGUCCAUUGCCAGUGCCAUUGUAAAUGAACUCAAGAAAAUAAAUCAAAAUGUUGCUGCCUUACCUGUGGCGUCCUCAGUGAUGGACAGAUUGUCUUACCUCUUACCUAGUGCACGUCCAGAACUUGGAGUAGGGCCAGGCCGUUCUGUAGACAGGUCGCUGAUGUACAGUGAAGCUAACAGGAGGGAGACAUUUACCUCAUGGCCUCAUGUAGGCUAUAGGUGGGCACAACCAGAUCCCAUGGCUCAAGCUGGAUUUUAUCAUCAGCCUGCGUCAUCUGGAGACGAUCGAGCCAUGUGUUUUACCUGUAGUGUGUGUCUUGUUUGUUGGGAACCUACUGAUGAGCCUUGGUCUGAACAUGAGAGACAUUCACCUAACUGCCCCUUUGUGAAAGGCGAGCACACACAAAAUGUGCCAUUGUCAGUGACUCUCGCAACUAGCCCUGCACAGUUUCCUUGUACAGAUGGAACUGACCGAAUAUCUUGCUUUGGUUCGGGGAGCUGCCCUCAUUUUCUCGCUGCUGCAACUAAAAGAGGAAAAAUCUGCAUAUGGGAUGUUUCCAAACUUAUGAAGGUGCACUUAAAGUUUGAAAUAAAUGCAUAUGAUCCAGUAAUCGUGCAACAACUUAUCUUAACGGGAGAGCCAACCUCAGGAGUUGAUUCAAGGAGACCAACUUUGGCAUGGCUGGAAGAUUCCUCUAGUUGCUCAGAUAUACCAAAAUUAGAAGGAGAUAGUGAUGACUUACUGGAGGAUUCAGACAGUGAAGAGCAUUCCAGAUCCGAUUCUGUGACGGGGCAUACAUCCCAGAAGGAAGCCAUGGAAGUGAGUCUUGAUAUAACAGCACUGAGCAUUCUCCAGCAGCCAGAAAAACUUCAGUGGGAGAUUGUUGCAAAUGUGCUUGAAGAUACUGUUAAGGAUCUUGAAGAACUAGGGGCAAAUCCCUGCUUAACAAACUGUAAGAGUGAAAAGACAAAGGAAAAGCACCAGGAACAACACAACAUUCCUUUUCCAUGUUUAUUAGCCGGAGGUUUAUUAACAUAUAAAUCUCCUGCCAGCUCUCCCAUUAGUAGUAAUUCUCACAGGUCACUGGAUGGUUUAAGCAGAACUCAGGGUGAAAAUACAUCUGAACAAGGGUCCACUGACAAUGAAUCCUGUACAAAUUCAGAGCUAAAUUCUCCCCUGGUAAGGAGGACUUUACCCAUUUUGCUGCUCUAUAGCAUCAAGGAAUCUGACGAGAAAGCAGGGAAAAUCUUUUCACAGAUGAACAAUAUUAUGAGUAAAAGUUUGCACGACGAUGGCUUCACAGUGCCACAGAUUAUUGAAAUGGAGCUGGAUAGUCAGGAGCAGUUGUUGUUGCAGGAUCCUCCUGUAACCUAUAUCCAGCAAUUUGCAGAUGCUGCAGCCAACCUGACCUCUCCAGACUCAGACAAAUGGAGUGCUGUGUUUCCCAAGCCUGGGACUCUGGUUCAGUGCUUGAGGGUGCCAAAGUUUGCAGAAGAGGAGAAUCUUUGCAUAGACUCGAUAACUCCUUGUGCUGAUGGAAUUCAUUUGUUGGUAGGACUGCGGACAUGCCCCGUUGAAUCCAUGAGUGCAAUAAAUCAAGUAGAGGCCUUGAAUAAUUUAAAUAAACUAAACUCUGCUCUAUGUAAUAGACAGAAAUGUGAUCUGGAAUCAAAUCUUGCUGUAGUGAAUGGUGCAAAUAUCAGUGUAAUCCAACAUGAAUCACCAGCAGACGCACAGACUUCUUUGCUAAUUCACCACGAGCAGAAGAAUGUUAGUGGUGGAUAUUUAGUACUUUAUAAAAUGAAUUAUGCCACGCGGAUAGUGACUUUAGAAGAGGAGCCAAUAAAAAUCCAACAUAUCAAAGAUCCCCAGGACACAAUUACCUCACUCAUUCUGCUUCCGCCAGAUAUCUUGGAUAAUCGAGAGGAUGACUGUGAGGAACCCACUGAGGAAGUGCAGUUAACCUCAAAGAAUGGUAUUGAGAGAGAGAAAAAGUCUGAUAUUUCAACCCUUGGACACCUGGUAAUAACCACUCAGGGAGGAUAUGUAAAAAUACUAGACCUUUCAAACUUUGAAGUUUUGGCCAAAGUGGAACCUCCCAAAAAGGAGGGCACUGAGGAACAGGACGUGUUUGUCUCUGUCAUAUACUGCUCAGGCACAGACAGACUGUGUGCAUGCACCAAAGGUGGUGAGCUUCAUUUUCUCCAAAUUGGAGGAACCUGUGAUGACAUUGAUGAAGCUGAUAUACUAGUGGACGGCUCCCUUUCUAAAGGAGUAGAACCCACUUCAGAAGGGUCUAAACCUUUGUCAAAUCCUUCAAGUCCUGGCAUUUCAGGAGUUGAACUAUUGGUGGACCAGCCAUUCACCCUUGACAUCUUAACAUCUUUAGUGGAGCUAACUCGCUUUGAGACUCUAACGCCACGAUUUUCAGCUACUGUUCCUCCAUGCUGGGUUGAAGUUCAACAAGAACAGCAGCAAAGGAGGCAUCCCCAGCAUUUGCAUCAGCAACACCAUGGAGAUGCUGCUCAGCAUACUAGAACUUGGAAACUGCAGACUGAUGGUAACAGCUGGGAUGAACAUGUAUUUGAACUAGUUCUACCGAAAGCCUGUAUGGUUGGACAUGUGGACUUCAAAUUUGUUUUGAACUCAAACAUCACCAAUAUUCCACAAAUACAAGUGACACUUCUGAAAAAUAAAGCUCCAGGCUUAGGGAAAGUCAAUGAAACAGCAGUAGAUAGGCAGAUCACCUUUCCUUUGUCUCCAGCUCUUAACAUUGAAGUGGAACAAAAUGGGAGACCGUCCUUGGUUGAUUUGAAUGAAGAAAUUCAGCACAUGGAUAUAGAGGAAUCACAGUGUCUUAGACUAUGUCCAUUUUUAGAAGAUCAUAAAGAAGAUAUCCUUUGUGGGCCAGUGUGGCUUGCUAGUGGCCUUGAUCUAUCAGGACAUGCUGGGAUGUUGACCUUAACAAGUCCCAAACUUGUUAAAGGUAUGGCAGGAGGAAAAUACCGUUCUUUUUUAAUCCACGUCAAAGCAGUGAAUGAAAGAGGAGCAGAUGAACUUUGUAAUGGUGGUAUGCGGCCUGUGUUAAGACUGCCAUCCCUAAAACCUCAGAGUAACAAGGGUUACUCACUUGCUUCACUCUUGGCAAAAGUUACAGCAGGCAAGGAAAAAUCAUCAAAUGUUAAAAAUGAAAAUGCAAGUAACACCCGUAAAUCUGAAAACCUCCGCGGCUGUGACUUACUUCAAGAGGUCUCGGUAACAAUUAGAAGAUUUAAGAAAACAUCAAUUUCUAAGGAAAGAGUGCAACGCUGUGCCAUGUUACAGUUUUCAGAAUUUCACGAAAAGCUUCUCGGCACUCUAUGCAGGAAAGCUGAUGACGGCCGACUCCCAGAGCACUCCCAGAGCCUUGUGUUGGAUAGCCUCUGCUGGUUGGCUGGGGUCCAUUCAAAUGGACCUGGAAGCUCAAAGGAGGGAAACGAGAGCCUACUUUCAAAAACACGAAAAUGUCUUUCAGACAUUGUGCGUGUUUGCUUCUUUGAGGCAGGACGAAGCAUAGCCCAUAAAUGUGCCCGGUUUCUAGCUUUGUGUAUUAGUAAUGGGAAGUGUGACCCAUGUCAACCAGGAUUUGGAUCUGUCCUAUUGAAGGCUUUACUUGAUAAUAUGUCAUUUUUACCUGCAGCAGCAACUGGUGGUUCUGUUUAUUGGUACUUUGUCUUACUAAACUACGUUAAAGAUGAAGAUUUGGCUGGGUGCAGCACAGCUUGUGCGUCUUUGCUUACUGCUGUCUCCAGACAGUUACAAGACAGACUAACACCAAUGGAGGCUUUACUUCAGACAAGAUAUGGCUUGUAUAGUUCCCCAUUUGAUCCAGUCCUCUUUGACUUGGAGAUGAGUGGCUCUACAUGUAAAAAUGUAUACAACAGCAGCAUUGGUGUCCAGUCAGAUGAAAUUGACUUAUCAGAUGUCCUUUCAGGAAAUGGGAAGGUCAGUAAUUGCACAGCUGCUGAGGGUAGUUUUACAUCUCUCACUGGACUGCUGGAAGUUGAACCCCUACACUUCACUUGUGUGUCAACUAGUGAUGGAACCAGAAUAGAAAGGGAUGAUGCAAGUACGUUUACUGUGAGUUCCUUCGGGGUUACUCCUGCAGUAGGUGGACUACCAUCUGGGACAGUUGGGGAAGCCUCGACAGCUCUGAGUUCAGCAGCCCAGGUAGCUUUGCAGUCUCUCUCUCAUGCAAUGGCUUCAGCCGAGCAACAGCUACAGGUGCUGCAAGAGAAACAGCAGCAGCUUUUGAAGCUUCAGCAACAGAAAGCAAAGCUGGAAGCCAAGUUACAUCAGACAACAGCUGCAGCGGCUGCUGUAGCAUCAGCAGCAUCUGCAGCCUCAGCAGUAGCUCCCAUUCACAACUCUGUGCCUUCCAACCCAGUCGCCGCCCCUGGAUUCUUCAUUCACCCAUCUGAUGUUAUUCCACCCACUCCAAAAACAACACCACUGUUUAUGACUCCUCCACUCACCCCACCCAACGAAGCCAUGUCCGUGGUGCUUAAUGCAGAACUUGCACAGCUUUUCCCAGGCUCCGUCAUCGACCCCCCUGCAGUCAAUCUUGCUGCACAUAACAAAAAUUCUAACAAGGCUAGAAUGAAUUCACUUGGGUCUGGUCUGGCCCUUGCAAUUUCUCACGCUUCACAUUUUCUUCAGCCUCCACCUCAUCAAUCUAUUAUUAUAGAGCGAAUGCACUCAGGAGCAAGAAGAUUUGUGACCUUAGAUUUUGGUAGACCUAUACUCUUAACAGAUGUGUUGAUCCCCACUUGUGGAGAUUUGGCCUCCUUGUCAAUUGAUAUUUGGACAUUAGGAGAAGAGGUGGAUGGAAGACGAUUGGUAGUGGCCACAGAUAUCAGCACCCAUUCACUAAUUCUACAUGACUUAAUACCGCCUCCCGUGUGCAGAUUCAUGAAGAUCACUGUCAUUGGACGUUAUGGAAGCACAAAUGCCAGAGCAAAAAUCCCACUAGGCUUUUACUAUGGCCAUACCUAUAUCUUGCCAUGGGAGAGUGAACUGAAGUUAAUGCAUGAUCCUCUAAGGGGAGAAGGGGAAUCUGCCAGCCAGCCAGAAAUUGACCAGCAUUUAGCUAUGAUGGUUGCUCUGCAAGAGGAUAUACAGUGCAGGUAUAACUUAGCUUGUCAUCGACUAGAGACUCUUUUGCAAAGUAUUGAUCUUCCUCCUCUCAACAGUGCUAACAAUGCACAGUACUUUUUGCGAAAGCCAGAUAAGGCAGUCGAAGAAGACAGUAGAGUUUUUUCUGCCUAUCAGGAUUGUAUUCAGCUACAGCUUCAACUAAAUUUGGCUCAUAAUGCAGUUCAGAGGCUCAAAGUAGCUCUAGGUGCAAGUCGGAAGAUGUUGAGUGAAACAUCAGAUCCAAAAGAUUUCAUUCAGACGUCUUCCACAGAACAGUUACGUACAAUCAUCAGAUAUUUAUUGGAUACUUUGCUCAGCCUUCUGCAUUCUUCCAAUGGACACUCUGUUCCUGCAGUUUUGCAGAGCACAUUUCAUGCCCAGGCCUGUGAAGAGCUCUUUAAACACUUGUGCAUCAGUGGAACCCCAAAGAUACGGUUACAUACCGGUCUUCUACUUGUUCAACUAUGUGGGGGUGAAAGAUGGUGGGGUCAAUUUCUUUCUAAUGUUCUUCAGGAAUUAUACAAUUCAGAGCAGCUUCUCAUCUUUCCACAGGAUAGGGUCUUCAUGUUACUUUCAUGCAUUGGUCAAAGAUCACUUAGUAAUAGUGGCGUAUUAGAAAGCCUACUUAAUCUCCUGGAUAAUUUAUUGUCACCUCUUCAGCCACAGCUACCCAUGCAUAGGAGGACAGAAGGAGUAUUAGAUAUUCCCAUGAUCAGUUGGGUUGUUAUGCUGGUGUCCAGAUUGCUGGAUUAUGUGGCAACAGUUGAAGAUGAAGCAGCAGCGGCCAAGAAACCUUUGAAUGGUAAAGACAGGGAGAGGUGUCUGACAGGCAAUCAGUGGAGUUUUAUUAACAAUAGUCUGCAUACUCAGAGCUGGAAUCGGUCUUCCAAAGGUGGAAGCAGCCUUGAUAGAUUAUAUUCCAGAAAAAUCAGAAAGCAGCUUGUUCAUCAUAAACAGCAACUUAACUUACUAAAAGCUAAACAGAAGGCGUUGGUAGAACAGAUGGAAAAAGAAAAAACACAAAGUAACAAAGGAUCGUCAUAUAAACUUCUGGUGGAACAAGCAAAACUAAAGCAGGCGACAUCAAAGCACUUUAAGGAUUUAAUUAGGCUACGACGGACAGCAGAAUGGUCCCGUUCUAAUUUAGACACAGAAGUCACUACAACCAAAGAAAGUCCGGAGAUUGAACCACUUCCAUUUACUCUGGCCCAUGAACGCUGUAUAUCAGUAGUGCAGAAGCUUGUUUUAUUUCUCCUCUCCAUGGAUUUUACAUGUCAUGCAGAUCUGUUAUUAUUUGUUUGUAAGGUUCUUGCACGCAUUGCAAAUGCCACGAGACCAACUAUUCAUCUGUGUGAAAUUGUGAAUGAGCCCCAGCUGGAAAGACUCUUACUGCUUUUGGUUGGAACUGACUUUAAUAGAGGAGAUAUAUCUUGGGGUGGUGCUUGGGCCCAGUAUUCCUUAACAUGUAUGCUACAGGAUAUUUUAGCAGGAGAAUUACUGGCUCCCGUAGCUGCAGAAGCCAUGGAGGAAGGACCUGUGGUUGAUGAUGUAGGUGCAACAGCUGGGGACUCUGAUGAUUCCCUUCAGCCGUCUUCAGUUCAGUUGUUAGAAACUAUAGAUGAACCUUUGACACAUGAUAUAACAGGUGCACCUCCUCUUUCCUCUUUGGAAAAAGAUAAAGAAAUUGAUCUUGAUUUACUUCAAGAUCUAAUGGAAGUUGACAUUGACCCUCUAGAUAUUGAUUUAGAGAAGGACCCUCUUGCAGCCAAAGUUUUUAAGCCAAUAAGCAGUACGUGGUAUGAUUACUGGGGUGCUGAUUAUGGUACCUACAAUUACAAUCCUUAUAUUGGAGGUCUUGGAAUUCCUGUAGCAAAGCCACCAGCAAACACAGAGAAGAAUGGGUCACAGACAGUUAGUGUCUCGGUAUCUCAGGCCUUAGAUGCUCGCCUGGAAGUGGGACUUGAACAACAAGCAGAACUUAUGUUGAAAAUGAUGUCAACCCUGGAAGCAGAUUCCAUUUUACAAGCAUUAACAAAUACAUCUCCUACAUUAUCACAGUCUCCCACUGGAACAGAUGAUUCACUUCUGGGGGGAUUACAAGCAGCAAGCCAAACCAACCAGUUUAUCAUACAAUCAUCAUCUGUCCCAAUGUUAAAUGUUUGUUUUAACAAACUUUUCUCCAUGCUUCAAGUCCAUCAUGUUCAGUUGGAGUCACUUCUCCAGUUGUGGCUCACAUUGAGCCUGAAUUCUAGUUCAUCUGGAAACAAAGAGAAUGGGGCAGACAUUUUUUUAUAUAAUGCUAAUCGAAUACCUGUCAUUUCAUUAAAUCAAGCAUCAAUAACUAGCUUCCUCACCGUACUAGCUUGGUAUCCCAAUACUUUGCUCCGGACAUGGUGCCUUGUGCUUCAUAGUCUAACACUCAUGACAAAUAUGCAGCUGAAUGGUGGUUCAAGCAGUGCCAUUGGAACUCAAGAGAGUACUGCCCACCUGUUGGUUUCAGAUCCCAAUCUCAUCCAUGUGUUAGUGAAAUUUCUUUCUGGCACCAGUCCUCAUGGAACAAAUCAACACAGUCCCCAGGUUGGACCCACAGCUACACAAGCUAUGCAAGAAUUUCUUACCAGAUUACAAGUGCAUCUCUCUUCAACCUGUCCUCAGAUAUUCAGUGAAUUUUUGCUCAAGUUGAUUCAUAUACUUUCAACAGAGAGGGGCGCCUUCCAGACAGGCCAAGGACCUCUUGAUGCCCAAGUGAAACUCUUGGAAUUCACGCUGGAGCAGAAUUUUGAAGUUGUUUCCGUUAGUACUAUUUCUGCUGUGAUAGAGUCUGUCACCUUUUUAGUGCACCACUAUAUCACCUGCUCAGACAAAGUGAUGUCUCGAAGUGGAUCCGAUAGCUCAGUCGGUGCUCGAGCGUGCUUCGGAGGACUUUUUGCCAACCUCAUUCGACCGGGUGAUGCAAAAGCAGUUUGCGGUGAAAUGACAAGAGAUCAACUCAUGUUUGAUUUGUUAAAACUGGUUAACAUUUUAGUGCAGCUGCCUCUUUCAGGCAAUAGGGAAUAUAGUGCAAGAGUGUCUGUGACCAGCAAUACAACCGACAGUGUUUCAGAUGAAGAAAAAGUCUCAGGAGGCAAAGAUGGUAAUGGAAGCAGUACCAGUAUUCAAGGAUCACCUGCCUAUGUUGCUGACUUAGUGUUAGCCAAUCAACAGAUUAUGAGCCAGAUUUUGUCUGCUCUAGGCUUGUGUAAUAGCAGUGCCAUGGCAAUGAUAAUUGGAGCAAGUGGAUUACAUCUCACCAAACAUGAAAACUUUCAUGGUGGAUUGGAUGCUAUAUCAGUUGGGGAUGGUUUGUUUACCAUACUGACAACCCUUAGUAAAAAAGCUUCGACAGUCCACAUGAUGUUGCAGCCAAUCUUAACCUACAUGGCCUGUGGAUAUAUGGGCAGACAAGGCUCUCUUGCUACUUGCCAAUUAUCUGAACCAUUAUUAUGGUUCAUUUUGAGAGUAUUGGAUACCAGUGACGCCUUAAAAGCAUUCCACGAUAUGGGUGGUGUCCAGCUCAUUUGCAACAAUAUGGUUACUAGUACAAGGGCAAUUGUAAACACUGCUAGAAGCAUGGUGUCAACUAUUAUGAAAUUUCUUGACGCUGGUCCAAAUAAAGCUGUUGACAGUACUUUGAAAACAAGAAUAUUAGCGUCUGAGCCUGAUAAUGCAGAAGGGAUCCAUAAUUUUGCACCCCUAGGUACUAUCACAUCUAGUAGUCCGACUGCCCAACCAGCUGAAGUGCUUUUGCAGGCCACGCCGCCCCACAGAAGAGCUCGCUCUGCCGCUUGGUCUUACAUCUUUCUGCCAGAGGAGGCGUGGUGUGACCUUACCAUUCACCUCCCUGCAGCAGUGCUUCUGAAAGAGAUACAUAUUCAACCUCACCUUGCAUCUCUUGCAAGCUGCCCAUCCUCAGUAUCUGUUGAAGUAAGUGCAGACGGGAUAAACAUGCUGCCGUUGUCUACUCCUGUUGUCACAAGUGGCCUCACUUACAUAAAAAUUCAACUUGUAAAAGCUGAAGUAGCCUCUGCUGUCUGCCUUAGACUGCAUCGUCCACGAGAUGCCAGCACCUUAGGUCUUUCACAGAUCAAAUUACUGGGCCUCACAGCCUUUGGUACCACUUCUUCAGCAACAGUUAAUAAUCCCUUUCUUCCAUCAGAAGAUCAGGUAUCCAAGACAAGUAUUGGAUGGUUACGGUUAUUACAUCAUUGCCUUACUCAUAUAAGUGAUCUGGAAGGAAUGAUGGCAAGUGCAGCUGCACCUACUGCUAAUCUGCUACAGACUUGUGCUGCCCUAUUAAUGUCACCGUAUUGUGGAAUGCAUUCACCCAACAUUGAGGUUGUGCUUGUGAAGAUAGGACUGCAGUCUACUAGAAUUGGCCUGAAGCUUAUAGACAUUCUCCUGAGAAAUUGUGCAGCAUCAGGCAGUGAUCCUACAGAUCUGAAUAGUCCUUUACUUUUUGGAAGACUGAAUGGACUUUCUUCUGACUCUACAAUAGAUAUCCUCUACCAGCUUGCAACAACUCAGGAUCCUGGAACAAAAGACAGAAUCCAGGCGUUGUUAAAAUGGGUCAGUGAUUCUGCAAGAGUGGCUGCUAUGAAAAGAAGUGGCCGAAUGAACUACUUGUGCCCCAACUCUUCAAACAUAGAGUACGGUCUUCUAAUGCCAUCUCCUUCGCAUUUGCACUGUGUAGCAGCCGUUCUGUGGCACAGUUAUGAACUGCUUGUGGAAUAUGAUUUACCAGGACUCCUGGACCGAGAGCUCUUUGAGUUACUUUUCAAUUGGUCCAUGUCUCUUCCCUGCAAUAUGGUUUUGAAGAAAGCUGUUGACAGUUUGCUGUGUUCAAUGUGUCACAUACACCCAAAUUAUUUCUCUCUGCUCAUGGGCUGGAUGGGAAUCACUCCUCCUCCAGUGCAGUGUCACCAUAGACUUUCCAUGACAGAUGAUAGUAAAAAGCAGGAUCUUAGUUCCUCUUUAACUGAUGACUCUAAAAAUGCACAUGCACCUCCUGUACUAACUGAAUCCCACUUGGCCACUCUUGCUUCCUCUUCUCAAUCUCCAGAAACUAUCAAACAGUUAUUAGACUCAGGGUUGCCGUCUCUUCUUGUGAGGAGUCUGGCUAGUUUCUGCUUUAGCCACAAUUCUUACUCAGAAAGCAUUGCUCAGUCAAUAGAUACAUCCCAGGAUAAACUCAGGCGACAUCAUGCUCUCCAGCAGUGUAAUAAGAUGCCGAUCACAGCAGACCUGGUUGCUCCUAUUCUUCGAUUUUUGACGGAAGUUGGCAAUAACCAUAUUAUGAAAGAUUGGCUAGGUGGCCCUGAAGUUAAUCCACUGUGGACAGCACUUCUGUUUUUACUAUGUCACUCUGGGUCCACUACUGGAGGACAUCAUUUAGGUGUGCAGCAGACUAGUGCAAGGUCAGCUUCUCUUUCUUCAGCUGCUACAACAGGAUUGACCACUCAACAGCGAACAGCAAUAGAGAAUGCAACCGUCGCAUUCUUUCUCCAGUGCAUUUCAUGCCACCCUAAUAACCAAAAACUGAUGGCACAGGUUCUCUGUGAACUAUUUCAGACAUCCCCUCAAAGAGGAAACCUUCCAACAUCUGGCAAUAUAUCGGGGUUUAUACGGAGAUUAUUUUUGCAAUUGAUGCUCGAGGAUGAAAAAGUGACAAUGUUUCUUCAGUCUCCUUGUCCACUGUACAAAGGCAGAAUUAAUGCCACUAGCCAUGUCAUCCAGCAUCCACUGUAUGGAGCAGGCCACAGGUUCCGGACUCUCCAUUUGCCGGUCUCAACAACGUUAUCGGAAGUGCUUGACAGAGUGUCAGAUACUCCAAGUAUCACAGCUAAAUUAAUUAGUGAACAAAAAGAUGAUAAAGAGAAGAAAAACCAUGAAGAAAAAGAGAAAGUUAAGACGGAAAAUGGAUUCCAGGAUAAUUAUAGUGUUGUUGUUGCCUCUGGACUGAAAUCCCAGUCUAAGCGUGCUGUGUCAGCCACGCCACCUCGCCCACCAUCAAGGAGAGGGAGGACAGUGCCUGAUAAAAUAGGAAGUGCUUCCUCGGGAGCAGAGAGUGCUAGUAAAAUGAUUACUGUCCCCGUGUUUCACCUGUUCCACAAACUCUUAGCAGAUCAUGGAGAGUUGCUUGGAAGCUGUCCAGAAGAGGAGGCUCUCACUCCAAGUGAUGAGUCUAUGGAAGGAAUAUUAGAUGAGUCUUUACUUGAAACCUGUCCCAUUCAGUCACCCUUACAAGUUUUUGCAGGAAUGGGUGGAUUGGCUCUUAUUGCAGAAAGGUUACCCAUGCUGUAUCCAGAAGUCAUUCAACAGGUGAGUGCUCCAGUUGUAACAUCUACCACUCAGGAAAAACCAAAAGAUAGUGAUCAGUUUGAGUGGGUGACCAUUGAACAGUCUGGGGAACUGGUUUAUGAAGCACCGGAAACCAUUGCAUCUGAACCUCCACCUAUUAAGUCAGCCGUUCAGACCAUGUCUCCCAUACCUGCCCAUUCUUUGGCUGCCUUUGGGUUAUUUCUACGCCUUCCGGGUUAUGCUGAAGUGCUACUGAAAGAGCGAAAACAUGCCCAGUGCCUCCUUCGAUUGGUGUUGGGAGUGACAGAUGACGGAGAAGGAAGUCACAUUCUGCAGUCUCCGUCAGCCAGCGUGCUCCCAACCCUUCCGUUCCAUGUCCUGCGUAGCUUGUUUGGCACCACACCUUUGACGACCGAUGACGGUGUGCUGUUAAGGAGGAUGGCACUGGAAAUUGGAGCACUACACCUCAUUCUUGUCUGUCUGUCUGCUCUGAGCCAUCAUGCCCCACGGGUUCCAAACUCUAACCUCAAUCAAACAGAGCCACAGGUGUCAAGCUCUCAUAACCCCACAUCAACCGAAGAGCAGCAGCUCUAUUGGGCCAAAGGCACUGGCUUUGGAACAGGCUCUACAGCUUCGGGCUGGGAUGUGGAACAAGCCUUAACAAAGCAAAGACUGGAAGAAGAACAUGUUACCUGUCUUUUGCAGGUUCUUGCAAGCUAUAUAAAUCCUGUGAGUGGCGCAGUAAAUGGAGAAGCUCAGUCAUCUCCUGAGAGUAGAGGACAGAACAAUAAUGCCCUUCCUUCUGUGCUUCUAGAACUUCUCAGUCAGUCCUGCCUCAUCCCAGCCAUGUCCUCCUAUCUACGAAAUGAUUCAGUACUGGACAUGGCAAGACAUGUGCCACUGUAUCGGGCUCUGCUGGAAUUGCUCCGGGCCAUCGCUUCUUGUUCAUCCAUGGUGCCCCUGUUAUUGCCUCUUUCUACAGAGGAUGGUGAAGAAGAAGAUGAACAGUCAGAAUCUCACACUUCCGUUGGUACAUUAUUAGCCAAAAUGAAGACUUGUGUGGAUACCUACACCAACCGCUUAAGAUCUAAAAGGGAAAAUGUUAAAACAGGAGUAAAGCCAGACACAUCUGAUCAAGAGCCAGAAGGACUUACUCUUCUGGUGCCAGACAUCCAGAAGACUGCCGCGAUCGUCUGUGCAGCCACCACCAGCGUGCGGCGAGCCCAUCAAGAAAAAAAACUAGGUGAAUACUCAAAGAAGGCAACUGUGAAACCCAAACCUUUGUCAGUAUUAAAAUCACUUGAAGAAAAAUAUGUGGCUGUCAUGAAGAAGUUACAGUUUGAUACUUUUGAGAUGGUUUCUGAAGAUGAAGAUGGAAAAUUGGGUUUUAAAAUAAAUUACCACUACAUGUCUCAGGUGAAAAACUCCAAUGACGCAAACAGUGCUGCCAGAGCCCGCCGUCUUGCCCAGGAAGCUGUGACGCUUUCCACCUCCCUGCCUCUGUCAUCAUCCUCUAGUGUGUUUGUACGCUGCGACGAGGAGCGCCUUGACAUCAUGAAGGUUCUGAUAACUGGUCCAGCAGACACCCCUUAUGCUAAUGGAUGCUUUGAGUUUGAUGUCUAUUUUCCUCAAGAUUAUCCAAGUUCACCCCCUCUCGUCAAUCUGGAGACAACUGGUGGUCAUAGUGUGCGAUUCAAUCCAAACCUUUAUAAUGAUGGCAAGGUUUGUUUAAGCAUCUUGAAUACCUGGCAUGGAAGACCAGAAGAGAAAUGGAAUCCUCAGACCUCAAGCUUUUUGCAAGUGUUAGUGUCUGUUCAGUCCCUUAUAUUAGUAGCUGAGCCUUAUUUCAAUGAACCAGGAUAUGAACGGUCUAGAGGCACUCCCAGUGGCACACAGAGUUCCCGAGAAUAUGAUGGCAAUAUUCGACAAGCAACAGUUAAGUGGGCAAUGCUAGAACAAAUCAGAAACCCUUCGCCAUGCUUUAAAGAGGUUAUCCACAAGCAUUUUUACUUGAAGAGAGUUGAGAUCAUGGCUCAGUGUGAAGAGUGGAUUGCAGACAUUCAGCAGUACAGCAGUGACAAGCGGGUUGGCCGGACUAUGUCUCACCAUGCAGCAGCUCUCAAGCGUCACACUGCUCAGCUCCGGGAAGAGCUACUCAAACUUCCCUGCCCUGAAGGCUUGGACCCUGAUGCCGACGUUGCCUCGGAGAUGUGCAGUAGUGCCUCAGCCGGGGCUGAGGAAACUCCAGGGCAUGAUCAGGUCAAAGCCAGCAGCAGUAAAGAACUCCCCAGUGACUUCACAUUAUGAGCUGCAUUGACAUGGACUUCAUAGACACAACGGCUUUGAAGCACAAGCCAAAUAUGUCAAUAUUUGUAUGUAAGAAACUAAUUAUGUAUUAGGUAAUGAAACUGAAACUAUACUAUGCCCUUAAGGAGAUCCAGUUUAAUUCAAGGUGAUCUUUUAUUUACCUGUACAAGAGUGUAAACUUUUUUGUGCUUUUAUUUUUUAAUUGUGAGAACCACUGAUUGGUAUGUUCAACAAAUUUGUGUAUACAAAGAAAUGGAUAAAUCACUGAUAUAUAAGGGAACUACCUUAGGAAAGAAUGUUUACUGAAUGUUUAUUUUAUUUUUUUUUUACUGUAGAAUGAGGGGUUGUUAACAAAGAAUAUAUAUUGGUCAUUCUUACAACUACUAUUUAAGUCAGAAACUUUUCACUGAAUUUCAUAGAUUUAAUGUUUGGCCAUAUCUUCAUGCCUCAUAUUUGAUUUCUGAAGACCUACAUACACGUCAAUAAAAGUUAAAUGGACAUGCUCCCUCUUUUCUGAUUUGCUGGUACAUUUUAAAAGUAAUAAAUCUGCCAUAAGAUGCAUAUAGCCGGAGACUUGCACUUGUAUGGAUGAAUUUAUUACAGUCAACAUAUUUAAUUUUAUGCCUUUUAAUUCUAAAAUGCCGUAAAAAUAAAUGAACCUGAUUUUAUUCUAUGCCAACAUUUGGGCCUCUGAAUGUAUCUGUUAUUUGAAUUUUAAGUAUAUGAAAAGGAAUGGUCAAUUUGACAAGUCACUCUAAACCGAUUUUUCCCCUAAAGGGCUCUUCUUUUCUCUCUGGUUGAUUACCGAAGUCACCUGUCUGUAUGAAACGUUGAGGCUCUGCAGAGAGGACGUAACCCUCUGGUGCUGUACAUUCUGUACCUGCCAUAUAGGCUCGUUUUCAUGAAAAUUCUUCCUAGAGCUAAAUAAAGACUUAGGUGUCUUCA
Molecule: messenger RNA, 15186 nt
Organism: Echinops telfairi (small Madagascar hedgehog)
Lineage: Eukaryota; Metazoa; Chordata; Mammalia; Afrosoricida; Tenrecidae
Gene: BIRC6
Product: baculoviral IAP repeat containing 6
Exons: 73
Coding region: 1-14241 (4746 amino acids)
Biological process (GO): negative regulation of apoptotic process; protein transport; regulation of cytokinesis
Cellular component (GO): nucleus
Molecular function (GO): cysteine-type endopeptidase inhibitor activity; ubiquitin conjugating enzyme activity
Source: RefSeq, a predicted model, not a curated record